AUGCAGAGCUGUGCAGGAGGGAGCAGAGCUCCCCUGGGCUUGCUCCUGAUCUGUCUGUGUCUGCCAGGCCUCUUUGCACGGAGCACUGGGGCACCAGAGGAGAAAGUCUCCCCACGUUCGAGACAACCUUCCUUCACCAGCCUCCUUAGCUCUGGACAGCCUCAACCCAAGCCAGACCCUGUGAAUAAUGAGUUACUAGGGGUCCUUCCGAGGAUCAGCGAAUCUUCACAAGAUGGCGCUCUACCUGAGGGGCCCAGCGGGUCUCCCUUCUGGGGGGCGCCCCCCAUGGAGUCCUGGCCCUCAGAAGACCCUCAGCAAGGGAUGGCUGCUGCUGCUGCUGCUGUUGCUGAGGACCAGUUAGAGCAAGUGCUGCCAGAAGCUCUGCCAUACCUUUCCAGAGGAGAUUCUCUGCCUGAGGCUUUCUCUGCACCCGCUGAGGCAGAAGCCUUAGUCAGGAGCCCAUUCUGGUUUCUCGUCCCCAAGCUUCUGCCUGGUUUAUCUGGGAGGAUCCUAAGGCCUGGAACAUCCUGGGGAAGUGGAGGGGCUGGAACUGGGUGGGGAAUAAGGCCCAUGCCAUAUCCUUCUGGAAUAUGGGGUAGCAACAGUUUAGUAUCAGGUACUGGCUUGAUGGGUAAGGUUCGGUACCCAGUAGGGAGCUGGGGGGGAAAUGUUCGGUACCCAGUAGGGAGCUGGGGAGGAAAUGUUCGGUACCCAGUAGGGAGCUGGGGGGGAAAUAGUUGGUACCCAAUAGGGAGCUGGGGAGGUAAUGGUUGGUAUCCAGGAGGGAGCUGGGGGGGAAAUGUUCGGUACCCAGUAGGGAGCUGGGGGGGAAAUGCUCGGUACCCAGUAGGGAGCUGGGGGGGAAAGGUUCGGUACCCAGUAGGGAACUGGGGAGCUAAUGGUCAGAAUAGGCUUCCCCCGGGAGUCAGACCUCCUGGCUCUGGCUCUUCUGGAAGCAUCCCCUAA
This is a messenger RNA of Mastomys coucha (southern multimammate mouse), 966 nucleotides long. It is a transcript of the gene CUNH6orf15, whose product is annotated as chromosome unknown C6orf15 homolog. Lineage: Eukaryota; Metazoa; Chordata; Mammalia; Rodentia; Muridae. The record is from RefSeq and is a predicted model, not a curated record. The coding region runs from base 1 to 966 and encodes 321 amino acids. The transcript has 2 exons. Gene Ontology annotation, cellular component: extracellular matrix. Gene Ontology annotation, biological process: extracellular matrix organization.